AUGUUGGCCAAUGUUCUUCUAUUCAGUCGGGAUGGGUAUCCUGCCAUCAGCGGCGCUACUGGCGGGUUUCCGAGCAUCGAAGUCGACCGAGGAGCCAACAUCGAAGACAUCAACCGGUUCAUUGGCGAUAGAAGCAAGCAACUUACCAAAGACCUGGCUUCCCUGAAAGAAAUACAAGAUCACCUGCUUAGCUCUGCCGACGGUAUGUUCCUUUGGGUAUCUCUGGUUAUCGAUUCCAUCAAAAAGGAAAGGACAGCAAGGAAAAUGAAGCUUGCUGCCCUGAACAUGCCCAGAGGAGUUUCUGGGGCUUAUGCAGGUGCUCUCAAACGCAUUCUUGUGAAAGAGGAGCCCGCUAGGGGCUUGGCUUUGAAAGCUCUACUGUGGAUCACAAACUCCAAAAAGCCCGUCAGCAAGCCCCAGCUCCUAGAGGUUCUGGCUCUCGAGAAGGGCAUGUCCUCAAUGGAUGACGACCAACUUGAAAGACUCGAUCCUGACAUUCCUCUGACGACGGAUUGCGCUGAUCUACUUGUUCUCAAAGACGGGCACUAUGCGCUUCUACAUGCUUCCCUGGGCGAUUUCUUGCGAUCUUUGUCUAAGGCACACGUUGAAGGUCUUGAUUAUCAUGGAGAUCUACAAGCACGAGCACCUCAAAUUCUUGCCGAGGACUGCAUCACGUUCCUCAAGUUUGGCGUCUUUGGGAUUGGGCCAAUGCCAAGCCAAGAUGCACUGGAGGAAUUAUUUCAGAAGCACCCUUUCCUGGAGUAUGCUGGUCUUUUCUGGGGAGACCAUUUGAGAGAAGCACUUGACAGCGGGGCUGAAGGACUCAGAGAAGUUGCCUGUGGCCUCAUACGGGCAACUAACACUCGCCGACUCUUGCAUCAGAUUUACAUCCGCAACCUCAGCAACAUGAGAGUACAUGUUAACCCAUUCCCUUUCACAUCCGACACAACACCACUGCAUCUGCUCUCCAUAUUUGGACUGGAUGCGCCCUUAUCCGCGUUCAGUCCCGAUGAAGUAGAUAUACGCCAGACCGACGGAUUCGCCGCCGUCAACACGCAUAUGGACGUAAUGAGGAAGCUCCUCCAACAUUCUGCGAACGCGUCUCUUCAGGCGUGGGAUGGCUCUACGGCAUUGCACCUGGUAUCAAGUGACGGAGAUGUACAGAUGGCAGCAGAACUCCUCAACAGCGGAGCCAACAUCGAAGCAAGAAGAGACGGAUCUUUGACACCGCUACACGAUGCCGCCGCUAAUGGCUGGGAGAAAAUCGUCACCUUUCUGCUCGAAAGUGGCGCAGAAAAAGAAGCAAGAACAUACAGCAGCCAAACUCCUCUUCUACUUGCCAUUCAAGAAGGAAGAACAGGCGCCUCGCGCGUGUUAUUGCACGUCGGGGCAGACAUCGACGUGGUGGACGACGUUGGCUCAAAUUGUCUUCAUUCUGCGGCACGAAGAAACCAAGCAGAGACAAUGUCAUUACUUCUGGCUAAUCCAUUGACUGCGAGACUUUUGAACACCGGCGAUAGAAACCAGCAGACACCGUUACAUGUGGCCACCUGGAAUGGAAGCACUGUCUGCGCGAGAAUGCUUCUCGAACAUGGCGCAGAUCCAGAAAUAGCGGAAACCUUGGGAUGGACGCCUUUGUCAGGUGCUUUGAGGCAAGAAAAUCUCGAACUCGCUCACAUGCUCGUUGACGGUUACAAAGCCGACCCAAAGCACGUGUUUGCUGAAGGAGGUACAAGUAUGCACGCAUUGGCAUUCUGGGACCGGGCCGAGCACAUACAUACGCUGCUGUCCUGGGGAAUCGAUCUUUUGGCACAGGACAGACAUGGCAAUACCGCGCUUCAUAUUGCUGUGAGGCGCAACCGCAUCAGCUUCGAAAGGGCGUUCCUGGCAGAGGUUUCGAGCCAGGACGUCCCUCAGGGAAAUGGGAGGGACAAAUUGUUGGGUGAGUGA
Molecule: messenger RNA, 1950 nt
Organism: Diaporthe citri
Lineage: Eukaryota; Fungi; Ascomycota; Sordariomycetes; Diaporthales; Diaporthaceae
Exons: 2
Coding region: 1-1950 (649 amino acids)
Biological process (GO): positive regulation of transcription by RNA polymerase II
Cellular component (GO): nucleus
Molecular function (GO): protein binding; transcription cis-regulatory region binding
Source: RefSeq, a predicted model, not a curated record